Molecule: messenger RNA, 1043 nt
Organism: Drosophila innubila
Lineage: Eukaryota; Metazoa; Arthropoda; Insecta; Diptera; Drosophilidae
Gene: Ggamma1
Product: guanine nucleotide-binding protein subunit gamma-1
Exons: 2
Coding region: 304-516 (70 amino acids)
Biological process (GO): G protein-coupled receptor signaling pathway
Cellular component (GO): heterotrimeric G-protein complex
Molecular function (GO): G-protein beta-subunit binding
Source: RefSeq, a predicted model, not a curated record
ACAUUUUUGAUUAAAAUUCGAUGCGCAGCCAACUUCACGUUUCAUUGGAUUUGGGUGUGUAUCUUUUUGUGCUAGCUAAAAUCGAGCUUGUACGGAUUUUUCUACGAUAUUCCAUAUAAAUUAAUACAAAGCUGUGCCCUAUUCAGAUUCAUCCAAUAACAACACCACCUUGAGAAUAUAAAAAGACAAUAUUUAUAAGAAAAAGAAAAAAACACACAAUCACCUCUACCUAAUCUUGUAUUUACAUAUUGUAUCUGAGUACAGAGAACAUUUUCAACCAUAGGGUUAUCCGAGACAGCCGUAAUGGACGUAAUGUCAUCAUCCCUACAACAGCAGCGCAUCGUCGUUGAGCAGCUGCGUCGCGAGGCGGCCAUCGAUCGCCAGACGGUGUCGGAAUCGUCCGCCAAAAUGAUGAAAUAUAUAACGGAGCACGAGCAGGAGGAUUACCUAUGGACUGGCUUCACCAGUCAAAAGGUAAAUCCCUUCCGCGAGAAAUCUUCGUGCACUGCUCUCUAAGCAGUUUAUGAUUUUCGUUACUAAGUUUCGUUCUUAAAUAGCACACAAUUGAAAAUAUAACAAAAUAAUAAAUAAAUAAUAAAAAACAAUUUGAACAAUAACAACAAGAGAACAAGACACCACCAGCAGCAGAAUACAAAAAUAAAUACAAAAGUUAAAAGCAAUAUUAUUAAUUGAUUGUAAAAAGCCUUAAGUUUACCAAAGAGUAGAGGGCUAAUUAAAAUAUAUUAAAAAAAAUAUAUAUAUGGUAAAUGAUAAACGACGAGAAAAGAAAAGAAUCCGUACACAAAUGUUUAAAUUUGGAACUCAAACCAACAUUUUGGCAUUUAUCGAAAAAUAUCACCAACUUUGUUUGCAAUUAGUAUAGCAUUCAGUGUAAACGAAUAACCCAACUUGAAGGACAAUUAAUGUGCGGACUAUAGCAACAACUACCUAUGAACUACAUAUAUCUACUAUAUAUAUAAAUAUAUAUCUAUAUAUAUCAAUUUAAAAUAUAUUUAUUAAAGUACACAGUAAACACGAAUAAA